Mirounga angustirostris (Northern elephant seal) is the source of this 3119-nucleotide messenger RNA. RefSeq names its product microtubule affinity regulating kinase 3 (gene MARK3). Gene Ontology annotation, molecular function: ATP binding; tau-protein kinase activity; protein serine/threonine kinase activity. The coding region runs from base 663 to 2921 and encodes 752 amino acids. Gene Ontology annotation, cellular component: cytoplasm; plasma membrane. The record is from RefSeq and is a predicted model, not a curated record. The transcript is spliced from 18 exons. Lineage: Eukaryota; Metazoa; Chordata; Mammalia; Carnivora; Phocidae. Gene Ontology annotation, biological process: protein phosphorylation; intracellular signal transduction; microtubule cytoskeleton organization.
AGAAUAACAUUUUAAACAAGGUUACCCUUGGCCCAGUGAACACUAGCCUGAGAGGGUGAGAUGGAAGCCCCAAUGCAUCUUAGUCCUCACGUGUUUUUAUGGUGGGAACGUCUGCCCUCUCUGGGUAUGAUGCUGGUGUUUAAAGACAUAUUUUUCUCACAGAGCAGGAAAUGUCCCAGACAUAGCAGAGACGGUUCACAUGCUGGGGGACGAAAAAAGGAAGAAAGAAAAACAAGGCAUACCCACUACAAGAACUUAUCUGUUAGGGAAGUUUUAGGACAUGGGUUCAAAUCCUAGCUCUGCAGCUAACCAACUUGGGUACUUGAGUCAAGUCACUGUAAUCUGUUGGCAGGUGUGUCUGCCCGUCUUUAUAGGGUUACCCUGAGCGGCACCCGCCUGGCUCAGUCCGUAGAGCAUGAGACUCCUGAUUUUGGAGAGUUCAAGCCCCACAUUUUGGCGUAGAGCUUACUUAAAAAAAAAAAAAAUUAAAAAAAUAUAUAGGGUUACCCCGAGGCUUAAAUGAGGUAACAAAUGUAAUGUGCCCAUAAGGUAGACAAUAACAGUUCGUGUUACUUCAGCCAAUACCCCUCUGCUUCCUCAGAACCUCGAACCAAUGGAUUCCAUCCACCGCAGGCCAGGGGCUGCGCAGGACCACCAGGCACAUGAAGAGGCGAGGCGGCAUGCCAGUAGCAUUUCCGAUGUUCCAGGCUCACACGUCACAUGGAGAUGGGCGGCAAGAAGUUACCUCUCGCACUGGGCGCUCUGGGGCUCGGUGUAGAAACUCUAUAGCUUCCUGUGCUGACGAACAGCCUCACAUCGGAAACUACAGACUGUUGAAAACAAUCGGCAAGGGGAAUUUUGCAAAAGUGAAAUUGGCAAGACACAUCCUUACAGGCAGAGAGGUUGCAAUAAAAAUAAUUGACAAAACUCAGUUGAAUCCAACAAGUCUACAAAAGCUCUUCAGAGAAGUAAGAAUAAUGAAGAUUUUAAAUCAUCCAAACAUAGUGAAGUUGUUCGAAGUCAUUGAAACUGACAAAACGCUCUACCUAAUCAUGGAGUAUGCAAGUGGAGGUGAAGUGUUUGACUAUUUGGUCGCACAUGGAAGAAUGAAGGAAAAAGAAGCAAGAGCUAAAUUUAGACAGAUCGUAUCUGCAGUCCAGUACUGCCACCAAAAACGGAUUGUUCACAGAGACCUCAAGGCCGAAAAUCUAUUGUUAGAUGCUGAUAUGAACAUUAAAAUAGCUGACUUUGGUUUUAGCAAUGAAUUUACUGUUGGCAGUAAACUGGAUACGUUUUGUGGCAGUCCUCCAUAUGCAGCCCCAGAGCUCUUCCAGGGCAAGAAAUACGACGGGCCGGAAGUGGACGUGUGGAGCCUUGGCGUAAUUCUCUACACUCUAGUCAGCGGGUCACUCCCCUUUGAUGGACAGAACCUAAAGGAACUGAGAGAAAGAGUAUUAAGAGGGAAAUACAGAAUCCCUUUCUACAUGUCCACAGACUGUGAAAACCUUCUCAAACGUUUCCUGGUGCUAAAUCCAAUAAAACGAGGCACUCUAGAGCAAAUCAUGAAGGACAGAUGGAUCAAUGCAGGGCAUGAAGAAGAUGAACUUAAACCAUUUGUUGAACCCGAACUAGACAUCUCAGACCAGAAAAGAAUAGAUAUUAUGGUGGGAAUGGGAUAUUCACAAGAAGAAAUUCAAGAAUCUCUUAGUAAAAUGAAAUACGAUGAGAUCACAGCUACAUAUUUGCUAUUGGGGAGAAAAUCUUCAGAGCUGGAUGCUAGUGACUCCAGUUCUAGCAGCAAUCUUUCACUUGCUAAGGUUAGGCCAAGCAGUGACCUCAACAGCGGGACUGGCCAGUCUCCUCACCACAAGGUGCAGAGAAGUGUUUCUUCCAGCCAGAAGCAGAGGCGGUACAGCGACCAUGCUGGACCAGCUAUUCCUUCAGUUGUGGCAUAUCCGAAAAGGAGUCAGACCAGCACUGCAGAUAGUGACCUCAAAGAAGAUGGAAUUCCUUCCCGGAAAUCAAGCGGAAGUGCUGUUGGAGGAAAGGGAAUUGCUCCAGCCAGUCCCAUGCUUGGGAACGCAAGUAAUCCCAAUAAGGCCGAUAUUCCUGAACGCAAGAAAAGCUCUACUGUCCCUAGUAGUAAUACAGCAUCUGGUGGAAUGACACGGCGAAAUACAUAUGUUUGCAGUGAAAGAACUACAGCUGAUAGACAUUCAGUAAUUCAGAAUGGGAAAGAAAACAGUGCUAUUCCUGAUCCGAGGACUCCAGUCGCUUCAACACACAGCGUCAGCAGUGCAGCCACCCCAGACCGACUCCGCUUCCCGCGGGGCACAGCCAGUCGCAGCACUUUCCACGGCCAGCCCCGAGAGCGGCGGACCGCCACGUAUAACGGCCCGCCCGCCUCACCCAGCCUGUCCCACGAAGCCACACCGUUGUCACAGACUCGAAGCCGAGGCUCCACUAACCUUUUUAGUAAAUUAACUUCAAAACUCACAAGGAGAAACAUGUCAUUCAGGUUUAUCAAAAGGCUUCCAACUGAAUAUGAGAGGAACGGGAGAUAUGAGGGCUCAAGUCGCAACGUAUCUGCCGAGCAAAAGGAUGAAAACAAAGAAGCAAAACCUCGCUCCCUCCGCUUUACCUGGAGCAUGAAAACCACUAGUUCCAUGGAUCCCAAUGACAUGAUGCGGGAAAUCCGCAAAGUGCUGGAUGCCAAUAACUGCGACUAUGAGCAGAGAGAGCGCUUCUUACUCUUCUGUGUCCACGGUGACGGGCACGCAGAGAACCUCGUGCAGUGGGAGAUGGAGGUGUGCAAGCUGCCAAGACUGUCUCUGAACGGGGUCCGGUUUAAGCGGAUAUCAGGGACAUCCAUAGCUUUCAAAAAUAUUGCUUCCAAAAUUGCCAAUGAGCUGAAGCUGUAACCCAGUAAUUACGGUGUAAAUUAAGUAGCAAUUUAAAGUGUUUUCCUGAACACUGAUGGAAAUGUAUAGAAUAAUAUUUAGGUAAUAACGUCUGCAUCUUCUAAAUCAUGAUAUUAAAAUAUAAGGACGAGAGCACGCCUGGGAGCGGAAGCUGGCCUUUUUUCUACGAAUGCACUACAUUAAAGAUGUGUGACAUGC